AUGGAUAAGUAUGUAGUCGAGAAAGUUAUCGGCGAGGGCACGUAUGGCAUUGUUUAUAAAGCUAAAGUAAAAGCCAGCGACAAUUACGUGGCGAUAAAAAAAUUUAAAUUACCUGGUGAUACGUUGUCCAUGCGGGAAGUUCAGACGUGUUCAAUGUUGAACCACCCUAACAUCGUGUCCUAUCGCAACAGCUUCCGGCAUGAUGGGAUUUUGCAUUUGGUGUUUGAUUAUGUCUGCGAUGGCUUGGUAGAACUCUUGUCAAAGAAUCAAACAGGUGUGAGACCACAGAAUGCCCAAACAAUUAUCUUCCAGCUAUGCAAAGCUUUGGAUUACUGCCACUCAAAUCGAAUCAUUCACCGAGACGUUAAACCAGACAACAUUCUUCUUGAUAAAAAUGGUACGCUCAAGCUCUGUGACUUCGGAGUUGCUCGCACUAUACAAUAUGAUGGCGAUCUACUAUCAGACUACGUGUCAACGCGGUGGUAUCGACCUCCAGAGCAAGAGUUACGACUCGGUCGCUAUUCUUUUAAUGCUGACAUUUGGAGUGUCGGCUGCGUGCUUAUGGAGCUACUUACUGGUCGCCCGCUAUUUCCUGGUAACACACAAAUCGAACAACUUAACCUUAUUCAGAGUUACCUUGGCCCUCUACCAGUGUCGCUACGCUCUAAAGUACCUCGAGGUGCCAGCUCCAUUCAAGCGCCAUCGCGAUCAUUUCGAGAAUCACUUGGUGAUCGAUCUCUUCCUCCAGGAGCUUUGGAUUUUCUCGUUAAAACUUUACAGCUUGAGCCAAGACUUCGCUAUUCAGCUCAAGACUGCCUUAACCACCCAUUUUUAAGUUCUUUGAGAGACGCAGAGCUUAGACAGACGGAAACUCGACAUCGGUUAAGGCAAGUCCGCGGAAGUGAUGAAGAAUGUAUAGAGGAAAGAAUUGCAGGUGAAGAGCAGUCGCCAACUCGAGAGCAAUCAAACGAAUUUAAACCCUAUCAAAAAAUUUCGGGUUUCGAAUCACAAACUUCUGAGACUUGCUCUGUAAUAAAAAACAAAGAUGACUCGGCAAAUAUUUCUGCAAAAGUGAUUCAGUGUAACUACUUGAAGGACCAAGUUAGGAUGCAUGACAUCAUCGAAUGUGACAACGAUAGCAUUCAGGAGAUUAUUGAGACAGAUUGCUCUCAGUUUCAGCUAUUUUGUGGGGCAUCUCUACAUGCUUCACAUGUGAUGUUAGCAAAAUCGCACGUCAAUUUCUUAGACGACGAUAGUUGUUACGAAGAUGACUUCGAAGAAUACAUAAAUAGAUUUAAACUUAAUGAUUCGAUAGGAAGCAGUGAAGUGGUGUUGCACACUUCAGAUACGUCGUUAAGCUCAAAUGAGUCACGAAUCCACCAAGGAUCGCACUCACGCAUGCAACUGGCGCACUUCUGGCAAUUGUACGAGGAGAAAAUGUUCGCGGAGGCACGAAGCCUCUUCAAUACGCAAAUGAGACGACAAAUUCGCACUCUUGCGCUCAUAUCUCCCUCUCUGUUGGUGUAUGACCGUGCAACAAAAAAGCUGUAUGUGUCGGAUUCGUCACCUGACGAGGCAAUGUUGGAGCGAACGCGGUCAACGGCUUCAGCCUGGCGGUCAUCAUCUAAGCCACCCAAUCCCCCAUAUAGUCGUUAG
Molecule: messenger RNA, 1656 nt
Organism: Plasmopara halstedii
Lineage: Eukaryota; Oomycota; Peronosporomycetes; Peronosporales; Peronosporaceae
Product: cmgc cdkl protein kinase
Exons: 14
Coding region: 1-1656 (551 amino acids)
Biological process (GO): protein phosphorylation; intracellular signal transduction
Cellular component (GO): cytoplasm; nucleus
Molecular function (GO): MAP kinase activity; ATP binding
Source: RefSeq, a predicted model, not a curated record